AAAAAUCACUCUUUCAUAGCAGCUUCAGUGAUAAUCAUUUGAAAGAGGAAAGUAGAUGAGAAACGUAUUGUUAUUCUCCUCUUCUCCAGCACUGGAGUCUUUUCUUUUUAAUUUGAAGCCUUGAACAUUUUCACGAUGACCCGGGGGAAUAUGAGAGAGACAAGUCUGUGUCAGCAGACUCUGGCCUUACUAUGGAAGAAUGUGCUUCUCAAAUGGAGGAGAAAGUGGCACAGCAUCCUUGAGUGGCUGCAAGACUUAGCAUUUAUUCUUUUGAUGUUCAUCAUAUCAGCUAUAACAGCAUCUCCAUAUAUGAGCAAUAGCAAGUAUGCUCCUGCAGAAGACCUUGGACGUCUGGACAAGUUUUCAAGCGUGAAUUUCACAGUUGGUUUUGUACCAUCUCCCAUGACAAGGGAUAUAAUGCAGAAGGUAUCCAAAAAUAUAAUUAUGCCAGAUAUUACCGUUCAGGAAUAUGAAGAUGAAGAACAAUUAGUAAAAGCUGUUCAGAACAGCUCUAUAAUUGGAGUCACAUUUGAUGAUAAAUUCAGCUAUCAUAUCAGAUACUUCAAAUACGACAUCACAGACCCAAAUGACUACAUUGCAUACAUGGGUCACUGUAUAAAUAAUUCAGGCACAUGCUAUCCCACCCUUUACUGGAAAGAAGGAUUUCUAUCUCUGCAAGCGAGUAUUGAUUCUGCUAUCAUUGAACUAACCACCAAUCAUUCGAUAUGGGAAAACAUGGCAUCCAUUAUAGCAACCAGGAUGAAAUGCUUGGGGAAAAUUAACAGACAAGACAUACAUACAAUUACAUUUAUUUUUGCCAUCGCCAUGUGUUACGUCUCAAUGGCGUACCUCUUGGCCCUUAAUGUUACAAGAGAGAGAUGUGAAAUGAGAGAGAUCCUGAAGAUGAUGAGGUUGAAGAAUUUGGCGUUUUGGUUAUCUUGGGGUUUGCUGUAUUCUGGUUAUGUGUUGAUAUUGGCAAAUCUGAUGACACUUGUAACACGAUAUUUUAUGUUUCUGGAAAGCUCAUAUGGCGUAAUAAUGUUCCUGUUUUUCCUUUACGGGAUAUCAUCACUAUCUAUCACCUUCAUGCUGAGUGCACUGUUGAGAAAUCCCAGAGUGACUGCAAUUACUGGAUUUUGUAUCACUCUCCUCAUGACUGUUCUGAGUCUCCUGCUUAUAAUGAGAGGCUUCCCCAAAGCUUUUGAAGUGCUUCUAAGUAUUUUCCCACCUUUUGCUUUCUCAGUUGGAAUUGUACAGAGUGUUCAUCUGGAGCUUGAUGGCCAAGGUGUCUAUUUCACAGAUUUUAUAGGAGACUCCUCACACAUGUUAACGAGUUUUAUCAUGCUUAUUUUGGAUUCCAUUUUAUACAUGGCCUUAACUCUUUAUUUUGACAAAAUUAUGGAAGAUAAAUAUGGGAUGAAGUAUGAGCCUUUGUUCUUCCUGAGGUCUUCAUACUGGUCAAAAGAAAAAAAAAAUCCAACUAAAGCAGAAGGUGAUGGAAGUGAGGAAAUAGUGAUGCCAGAUUUUAUUGAAAAGGUCCCUACAGAAUUAUGUGAAAAGAGAUCUAUAAGAAUCAAUAAUGUUAAGAAAAUCUACAAUGACAAAGAUAAGAAAGUUGAAGCACUAAGAGGUCUAAACUUGGAUAUUUAUGAAGGACAAAUAACAUGUUUACUUGGCCACAGCGGAGCUGGAAAAUCAACAUUAUUGAAUAUACUAAGUGGAAUGUGCCCGGCCACCAGUGGAUUGGCUACUGUCUACAACUACAGUGUAUUAGAUAUGGAUCAUUUGGAUGAGAUAAGGAAAAUAUCUGGAUUUUGCCCACAGGCUGACAUCAAGUUUGAUCCCUUAACAGUGAAAGAAAAUUUACAGGUGUUUGCUAAAUUCAAAGGAAUCCCAUCAAAUCAAGUAGAAGAGGAGGUACAAGAAAUCAUAUCUCAGUUACACAUGAAUAACAUUCAAGAUGUGGAAGCCAAUAAAUUAAGUGGAGGACAGAGAAGAAAGUUAACUCUUGGAAUCUCUCUUUUAGGAAACCCACAGAUUCUCCUCCUUGAUGAACCUACUGCUGGCAUGGACCCAUGUUCUCGUCAUCAUAUAUGGACUUUAUUAAAAAAUCGUAAGACAGAUGGUGUAACACUCUUUAGUACCCAGUUCAUGGAUGAGGCUGAUAUACUUGCUGAUCGAAAAGCAGUAAUCUCGAAUGGGAGAUUAAAAUGUGUUGGAACGUCCAUGUUUCUGAAAAGAAAAUGGGGCAUAGGAUAUCACUUAAGGAUGAUGGUGUCUCCUUCCUGUGACAGUGAGAACAUUACAUCUCUCAUAAAGCAGCACAUAUCCACCGCUAAGCUUACAGCAGAGAAUGAAGAGGAGCUCACAUACACAUUACCCUUUGAAUUCAUGGAGGCAUUUCCAGAUCUGUUUUCACAUCUGGACACCCGCAUAGGCCAGGGUAUUCUCAGUUAUGGAGUCUCUAUGACAACCUUGGAUGAUGUUUUUUUAAAACUGGAGGGAGAAUCAGAGAUUGAACAAGGAGACUAUGGGGUUUUUAGUCGAGAGCCUAGGGUGGAGGAAGGAAAAGAUGAUUUUUCUGAAGAAAUGGAUGAAUCACUUCUACUGAUGUCAGAUUCUGGCAAUGUGACAUUAAGUGGAUGUGCACUCUGGAGACAGCAGGUGUUGGCUAUAGCAAAGACUCGCUUUCUGAAGUUAAGACGUGAUACUAAAAGCUUCAGAGCUAUAUUGGUUCUAUUAAUUCUUUUCCUUGUUCCACUGGUUAGUUCCACUGUCAUACGUCUUCUUUUUCAUAAAGUGCCUUCGUGGGAACUCACCCCAAAACUUUACUUUCAAAGUCCAAGACAUCGGAUUCACAAUUAUUACACCAAUAUUCUGGUCAAUAACAACACAGGUUCAUCUAUUGAUGACUUUGUUGCUGCUCUAAAAGAGCAGGAUAUGGUGGUGGAUGUCAAGGACGGCAAUUAUGACACCGAAACGACUAUCUACAGAGGUGCUUUAGAAGUCUCCCGAAAUGACAAGGGAUACACUUUCAGAAUUAUAGGAAAUCCCAAAGCUUUGAAUUCAUUGCCAGUGCUUGUAAACAUCAUUAGCAAUGCUCUUCUGAAAACUUUUAAAUCCCCUGAUCACAUUCGAAUUUGGAAUAAUGUAAUAGGUUAUGAGGGAGAGUGGAUAGAUUCCAGCUACAUGUCUUUUUUUGCAGGUAUAAUUCUCAUGGUCUUUGCUUCAGGUUUCCCACCCCAUUUUGCAAUGAGCAGCAUUGAAGACAACAGGAUCAAAGCUCGUUCCCAACUUUGGGUUUCAGGUCUAUUUCCAUCUGCCUACUGGCUUGGACAAGCCUUGGUUGAUGUAGUUGUCUAUUGGAUCCUCCUUUUCCUGAUGUUUGGUAUAUUGUUUGUUUUCCAUCAUGAAGUCUACGUAGAGGCUGAAUUCGUAUUCUCAAUGAUUAUCUGUGUCAUUGGUUAUUCCGCUGCACUGGUCCUGUAUGUCUAUGUAAUUGCCUUUAUUUUUGGCAAAGGAAAAAGCCACAGUGACAGUUGGUCAUUUUUCUUUGUAUUUACAUCCUUCCUUCCCACGAUUCAUCCUCAUCUUAAGCUUACAUUCCUUCCAAUAACCAUUCUCUACAUGACCGUUUUCCCUGCGAGCAGUCUCAUUGUAGUCUUAACCCAUAUAAUCUACGUAACUGAAUAUGACAUUGAACUCUAUGAUGAAUUAACGAAUUAUAUGUUAGCGUUUACUCCAUACCUACAUAUUUUUAUGUAUAUUGCAAUAUUCCUUUUCCUGGAAUGGAAAUUUGGGAUGAGAAGUUUGAAAAAAGAUCCAAUUUUCAGGACAUCAAAGAGACAAAUAAAAAUCAGACAAAAUCCAGAAGAGUUGGAAGAUGCAGAUGAUGAUGUUUUGGCUGAAAGAGAAAAGGUUAAAAACCAUGAAACUAAAUCAUCAGAAGAGAGGCCGGUGAUUAUUGUUGAUAGCCUCCGUAAAGAAUACAAGAUAAAGAAAGGAAGUUCUAUUUUCAAGAAAAAAAUUAAAAAAGCAGCUACCAAAAACAUCUCAUUUUGUGUCAAGAAAGGUGAGGUACUGGGACUGUUGGGCCCAAAUGGAGCAGGAAAAACAACAUCUAUAUAUAUGUUGGCUGGAGAAGUGACACCAACUGCUGGGAAGGUUGUAUUUUAUGGGAGUGGCUUAGCUGAGUCUCAGACUGAAGAUGAUACCACACCAUUCCUAGGCUACUGCCCACAGGAAAGUCCCUUAUGGUCCAAUCUUACUGUAAAAGAGCACCUAGAGAUCUAUGCUGCAGUGAAGGGAAUGAAGAAAGAAGAUGCUGACACAGCUAUCAAAAGAGUCGGAGAAGCUUUGGGGUUAAAGGAUCAUCUUCACAAACAAGCCAAAAACCUGUCUGCAGGAAUAUCUAGAAAGGUGUGUUUUGCUAUCAGCAUGCUUGGGAACCCAACUAUAGUGCUUCUGGAUGAACCCUCUACUGGUUUAGAUCCUAAAGGUCAGCAACGGCUCUGGAGAGCAAUCAGAGCGGCUUUCAAAAAUAAGGAAAGAGGAGCAAUUCUGACAACUCAUUACAUGGAGGAGGCAGAAGCAGUGUGUGAUCGUGUGGCUAUCAUGAUAUCUGGGAAACUCAGAUGUAUCGGUUCCAUCCAGCAACUAAAGAGCAAAUUUGGCAAAGGCUACCUACUGGAAAUUAAAGUAAAGGAUUCUCAACGGUUGGAAGAUAUUCACAAGGCGAUUACUAAGGUGUUCCCGAAAGCAAUAAGACAAGACAGAUUCUCUUCUUUGCUGGUCUAUAAGAUACCCAUGGAUAAUGUAAAAUCUUUGUCACAUGCUUUUACAGUUUUGGAAGAAGCUAAACGGAAGUAUGACAUUGAGGAAUAUAACUUCUCCCAGCCAACACUAGAACAGGUUUUUAUUGACUUGGCCAAAGAGCAGGAAACGGAUGACUUUAAUUUGGACUCCACAUUUCAGUGGAAACAUUUGAGGACCGAAAGCAUCUGAUAUUUUAGUGAAAUUUAAAAUACUGAUACUAACAAAUUAGCAAAACAGGACAAACAAGCAUCUGAUCACAUUGCAUAAGACUUCUUGAAUGAGGAAAUUAUGUAUUAACCCUAUUACUGCCAAAGAGUGUACCAUGGCUAAGUAUAAACAUAUAUAACCCUAGUUCUUUCUCUACAUAUUUUAAUAAACAUAAUGGUUUGUAACCCCACAUAUAUUAAACAGAUUGCCUUCAAAACCUGCAAAA
Messenger RNA from Bombina bombina (fire-bellied toad), 5248 nucleotides. RefSeq names its product ABC-type organic anion transporter ABCA8. The record is from RefSeq and is a predicted model, not a curated record. The transcript has 39 exons. Gene Ontology annotation, molecular function: ABC-type transporter activity; lipid carrier activity; ATP binding. NCBI's taxonomy places the organism in Eukaryota, Metazoa, Chordata, Amphibia, Anura, Bombinatoridae. Bases 136 to 5004 code for a protein of 1622 amino acids. Gene Ontology annotation, biological process: transmembrane transport; lipid transport. Gene Ontology annotation, cellular component: membrane; intracellular membrane-bounded organelle.